GAAGAUGAUCGGAUGAUUUGAUGAAAAGAAAUAUGAUGGCCCCCAGUCCCAAAUGUGUCGGCCAGGAAUUCGUCAGGCAGUACUACACAAUGCUUAACGAAGCUCCGGAAUAUAUGCACAGGUUCUACAGCCAUGAUUCGAGCUUGAUACAUGGGGGUCUUGAAAAGAUGGAUGAAAGUUAUGUUGUGCACGGACAGACAAACAUUCACAAGAAGAUAAUGUCACUGAACUUUCGGGAUUGUCACGCAAGAAUCAGGCAGGUAGAUAGCCUCGGAACUGUCGAUGAUGCCGUUGUCGUUCAGGUAUCAGGUGAGUUAUCAAAUAAUGGCCAGUUAAUGAGGAAAUUUAUGCAAACAUUCAUCCUCGUGCCACAAUCUCCUAAAAAGUACUAUGUUCAUAAUGACAUUUUCAGGUACCAAGAUGAGGUUUUCAUUGAGGAAGCUCCCACUGUUCAACACAUCCAGCAGAGGACUGAAACCAGCUGCUACCAGACGAGUCCACUGCAGCAACAGUCGCCACUAAAUGGACAGAGUAAUAUUGGCUGCGGACAUCAGCAACUUUUGGUUCAGCAGCAGCAGCAACUACAACAUCAGCAACUUCAACAGCAACAACUUCAGCAACUUUCUCCAUAUCAGCAGCAUCUCAACAAAAUCCCCUCACAGCCUGUCUUCCAAUCUUGCCAACAGGUCGAAAUGUUAAUGUCGCCACCCAUAACGACAGCAGUAACGUCAACGACGACGAUGAUGUUGCAGCAGCAACAGCAGCCACAGUCUCCACACAUGAAAUGUCUUUCUUUAGCUAGUAGUGACAUUUCAAAGGAGUGUAAUUAUAAUGUUAGAUCUCAGACUGAAUAUGAUGGACUGGCUGCUGACAUUAUGACAUCAAUUCCCAUGGCGACAGUAACAAUGGCAUCAUCAACCGCAACGACAACUUUGGUGCUAGCCUCAACCGCGACAGCUACGAUGCUACCAAUGUCGACACCGGCAAUGACUACGUCAUCAUCCGUAGCAUCAACAGUCUCUGAGACCAACAGCAUUGGUCUAGCAACAGCAAUGACAUCAACACGGCUGGGAUCAGUAACUGCAGCAACGACUACAUCAACAUCCCUUGCCAGUCAAGAUAGGAAUAAUGAACACGUCGUCAAAAUUAUCAAGACCACAACAACGUCGCCAUCAUCAACGACACCGACGACAAUUUUAGGGACAUUGCAGCCAACAGCAACAACAACAACACCAAUGAUCUCAGCAACAACAUCAAUGACGGCCGCCACAAUAUCAGCAGUGGCAACUUCAACAGCCUCAAGAGACGAGGAAAUGAAUAGGAAGAACCAUCUGUCCUGGGCCGAACUGGCGAGCAAGAAGAACGAGGAUAUGGAUGUCAUGGAUACUACCACUACUACCACUUUCGUCGCAUACAACAAUCUGAGACAGCAGCAACAACAUUACAACUCAACAGGCAGCAAACAGGAAGGUGCGCCAAUGAUCAAACCGUUGACUGCAGCUACCUCACAUCCAGUGAUGACAUCAACGGUGCCAGUAACCACAACAACAAUUCAGUCUACUGCUCCUUGCACAUUAAUGCCAACGUCAACAAUGACAUCAUCAGCAACAACAACAAUAGCAGCCAAUCAGCAAUUUUUAUCGACUGUUCAUGCAACAGCAGCAGCAGCAACAACAACAACAAUGAUGAUGACGUCAACAACAGCUACAGCAGCAACUUCACAUCACGUGACUCCAACGAGACCGGCUGGAUAUGAUCAGCUGUUUGUUGGAAACCUGCCGAAUGACAUCAGCAAGCAGCAGUUGCAUGACUUUUUCAGCAAGUUUGGAUCCGUGAUUGAAGUGAGGAUCAGUAAGAAGACUGUUCAUAACCGAGAUGUUCCCAAUUUUGGGUUCGUGACGUUUGAGAGUGCUGACGUGGCGUGGAAGGUCCUCCAAUCAAAACCACUCUACCUGGACAAUGGUCAUCGCCUGAACGUCGAGGAGAAGCGAAGUGACCAGACGAGAUCCGGCGGUAACGGGGGGAGUGCCGGGAAGACCAACCCUCCCAUGCAGCAGAUGAGGUACUCCCAGCAGCAGUCACCUCCCGGCAAGGAAUGGUGGGGUGGUCGCAAUAAUAAGUCCACCGGUUAUUCGAGAGGAGGCGGAGGGGGGUCAGGAGCAGGAGGGGGUGGUGGUGGUCAUAGUAAAGGUGGCGGCGGUGUCGGAGGUGGUGGUGGAAGUUACUCGUCGAGCUCGGGUUCAAAUGCAGCAAAGUUCAAAUCUAGUAGUUAGAGGCUUGAGGAGAAGAAAUUGGAAAAUUUCAAGAAUGAGGAUUCUGUUUUUUUUCUGUGUGCGUGCAUGUGUGCGUGCUCGGUUUUUGUUUUCAUGGCGUGUUUUUUUUGUUGUAUUUUUGUUUUAGCAUUCCUUAUUCCUGUGCCUUUGAUUCGAUUUAUUUUUAUUUUUUAUGCCAUUAAUGUUGUUGCUAGUAUUUCGGAUGUCUUUGUUUUCCUACUAACGUUUUUAGGCCAAAUGUUGUUAACUGGUAGCAGUGAUAAUAUACAUUUUAAUGGUAUUUACUCUACAAUUAACCGGUUUUAUGUCUGUGUAUUAUACUGUUUUGUUUGUUUCUGUACGUGUAUGUAUGCGUGCGUGUAUGUGUGUGUAUAUUUUUGUAUGCGUGUGUGUGUUUGUGUGUGUGUGCGUAUUCAUACUAUUUGAUUCUAACUCUUCUAAGAAGUGCAUUGUUAUUUAAAUAUUCGUUUGUUAGUUUUUAUUAGUAUUAUCUAUAUACACAUGGUUAUAUUUGCAUUUAUUAUACAAUAAAUAAUUUGCUCAAAAAACUUGUGAUUGUGCUGUGUAAUAUAAUACGCGCGUAUUUACUGAUUAAUACCUUCAAAUUAAUGUAUAAAUACUUGAAAUACACAUAACACACACGCACAUAACACACACACAUAAAUUAUACACGCGCACACACAUAACACACACACAUAGAAAUUAUACAUAAUGCAAAAACUCAGCUAUCUGAUGUUAUUUUAUCAAACCUUUAUUGGUGAUACCCGUGUUGUUGUUUACUGGCAUUCGAUACUAGGAUAUAUUCAUUCGUAUACAUAUUAAUGUGUGUGUGCGUGCGUGCGUGCAUUUGUAUGUGUGUGCGUGUGUGUGUGUGGGAUAAUUUAAUUUUCAAGUGAGAUUUAACGUGAGAUUUAUCAGUAAUAAUAAAUAAUAUUCUUCUAUUGACUGGAAUUAAUUUCUAUUUUUAUUGAAAUGUCUAGAGAUGUGUUUGUGUGUGUGCGUGCGUGCGUGUGUGUGUGUAGUUUUAUUUUUUUACGUAAUAAUUAACUGCAAAUGGCAAUCUUCAAACUUAUUUAAUCUUAUUUAAUUGCAUAUUAUCUGAAAUAAAUGUUUCACUAUUGACUAAACAGGACUAUGUAUUAGCGCUAAUAAUGUACAAGGGAAAUACCUCUGUGAAAUUG
This is a messenger RNA of Helobdella robusta, 3454 nucleotides long. RefSeq lists its product as hypothetical. The transcript is spliced from 13 exons. Lineage: Eukaryota; Metazoa; Annelida; Clitellata; Rhynchobdellida; Glossiphoniidae. Gene Ontology annotation, molecular function: mRNA binding. The record is from RefSeq and is a predicted model, not a curated record. Gene Ontology annotation, cellular component: cytosol; ribonucleoprotein complex. The coding region runs from base 21 to 2273 and encodes 750 amino acids.